Messenger RNA from Owenia fusiformis, 2348 nucleotides. The record is from the annotation of a GenBank genome assembly. NCBI's taxonomy places the organism in Eukaryota, Metazoa, Annelida, Polychaeta, Sabellida, Oweniidae.
UCCAAGUGGAUAUAAUUCAUUUAUUUCGUAUUCUGCUAUCGUAGUCUAGGGAUCUUUAUAACGAAUCGAAGCCAAGCGUAGUACUAAGGGAUAAAGGAAUACAGAGGACAUGGGGAAUCUGAUUGCUGUACCGUUUCCAUCAUCCUCAGUGACUUACCGACAUAUGGAUUACUACUAUUGAAGUAAUGUAUAGGGUCGUAUAUUGACACAUUAUUGACAACUUCCUGCUUUUAGAGAACAUCUCAGGAAUUAAUGGGAAAAUACCUCUCUGCCUGUGAGAGCCGUCGCAUCUCUAAAACGAGUUAGAUUUGUACACGUUAACUUCCACAGACGCCCAUCAUACGUUAUAGGCAUAUUCGUAGUCACGAAAAGUCGUUAAACGCACAUGGUGCAUUCACACGAUCAUAAAAUGCGUUUGCAAGUGGACAGUAGACGUUCAUAGACACCAACAAUUAGAAUAAAAGUAAGAAGACCAACACCAUUCUUGGUCCUAUGGUAUUUCAAUUUUUCCUAAGCGUAGCGAGGUCCGAUCUUAAAGGAUGAACCAACCCAGGGCACAUAUAAUUUAGAGCCUUGGAUUUGAUAUUAUAUUGCGUGACAGUUAGACUUAUAUUAUACAGCAAAACACAUUUCAGAUUGUAUAAGUUUUACAAUUAAGAUACGUGGCGUAUGAAUUGAAAUUCAGCUGUUUACUUCAAUUGUCACAUUACUUUCUCUAGCCACAAUUCUGCAGCAGGCAGUAGAGUCAUUUCUGAUGCUAUAAAUGUCUGAAUCAAGACCAUCAUAAUAAACUACAGCAGGAAUUAGUGACGGUUUAUUACAUUCUUUAUCGAGCUAUUGCAUAAAACCGAACGAAUGAAUGUAUUAGUUCAUCGUUUUGUAUGAUAACGACAUUGCUCUUCCUUAAGUGAUUAGUGAUAUGAGGGUGAACGACGAAGAUCUGAGUCGAGCUGAGAAUAAGUACAAUGAAAACAUUUUAUAUGACUUUAACUGGAAUUAAAACAGCAUAACAAAUCAAUAGAAGCCAAGCUGGAAAUAUCGCAUUCGUUAAAUAGAUUCCGUUUCUCAUUCCUUACAAUAGGUAACGAACAGACUUGAUGUGAGAAAAGGAAACGGGGUUAUUUAUGUAAGGAACCAUUUUGAAAUAUCAUAUCCAUCAUCAUGGCACAAGCCGGGCCUCCUAUUCCGACAAUCAAGGUGAACGCCCCAGAUAAGGAAGCAUCUUCUCCCAAGCAAAAACCAAAGGCUCCUAUGUUGAAACAAGCGUGGGAAAUUACAUCGACUCAAUAUGGAAGCCUCCCCAACUUAUUUUGUGAUAACACCCAAGUCACUAAACGUAUUUUCAAACAGGAUAGCCUUCAGGUAAACGGCAAGUCUAAACUAGCCACUAGUUGUGAAAAUGUACAUCAGAAUAAACUCGGAGUUUAUUGCACUCCUCGGUUGCCGAGAAGAAAUAAGGAUACAGGGGUUAUUGAGCACGGUGGGGAUAUCGCCUGGUUGGAUGCAUUUGACCCAGCGCGGUCCAUCAAAAGGAGUCGAUCUAGUACUGCAAGUUCGGGGACAUAUGAUUUUUUAGUGAGGGCGGUUAGUAACGUUUCUAUAUGCGGAUCGUCUGAUCGUGAUUUUGCGUUUAGUUCGUUCGAUCGCUGUAGUCUCCCCGGAGAAGAUAUAGAACCCGGUGUGUUCGGGACACUAAGGCGGGCUAAUUCGACCCCUGAUGCAAGCUAUCUUUAUUUACGAACAGGCUCCAAAAAACUCAUUGUCACUAAAAUGACACGCGAUGCACGAUCUUGCUCAAAUCUGAAGCAAAGUGACGAUGCAAACAUUCCCGAAUUGAAUCAUAAUGAGGUCGAUGUAAAGUUCAUAGAGGGAGAAGAACCCCAGUUUUUCAUCCCACCUUCAAACAUGUCCUUAUCCAUGCCUGUUUUUAGAGAGACCCAUGAUGGAGAAGGUAACCCGAAAACAUUCGAACAAAUGUACAGGGAAGCUUACGAAAGGAAUACUUCCACCAAGGGCAAGCUGAGAGAAACUAGUCACAAUAGCGCGGAAUGCAGAAUACAAAACUGGCUCGAAGGAUUAUCAAUGUACGAUCUUAGUAUUUCUAAACCUAUUGUACCAUUUACUGAAUCUCCAGAAGCUAAAGUUAAAGUUCCUAAUCUUUUGACAGCUGAGUCGGAAAAGGCAGAAAAUGUGAAAUCGUGAGCCGAAAUACAUAAGAGAGGUUUUACGCAGGAUGUUUUUAUCUACGCUUUUCGUGUACGUCUGAAGACAAGAGAUUUACUGUGUUUUGAUUUGGAAAUUUAUGAUUUAUUACUAAUAAAGCAAACAUUUCCUAUGGAGAAAUAUUA